Fraxinus pennsylvanica is the source of this 831-nucleotide messenger RNA. NCBI's taxonomy places the organism in Eukaryota, Viridiplantae, Streptophyta, Magnoliopsida, Lamiales, Oleaceae. The record is from the annotation of a GenBank genome assembly.
AUGAUGUUGUCACGUAGUAGUGAUAAUAGUCUUUCCGCCUCCUACACCACCACUACCACCGCCACAAACAAUGACAAUAACAUAAUAGAAUCUCCUCCUCCUAUUACUACUGCUCAAUUGGCCCAAAAUCUUUCUUACAAUUGCAGCGAGUGUAGCGAGGUUUUUUCUUCUUCCCAAGCACUUGAUUGCCAUGGAACAAGCCACCAUAUUAAUCCCAUCUUGGCCACACCCAUCACUAUGAUCCCUAGCAACGCCACUUUUGCCGCUAGUAAUGACGAACAUAUGGAAUUUUCUCCUCCUAUUGCCAGUAAUAUUUUUUACGAGUGUAACAUGUGUGAGAAGAGUUUCUCAUCUUACCAAGCCCCAGGUGGUCACAAAACCAAACACGGCAAGUCCUCCACAUCGAACUCCACCGCCUCUAAUAUCUCCAGCCUUAGCCCAAGUGGCAGACCUCACGAAUGCUCCACCUGUCACAAGAUAUACCUCACUGGCCAGGCUUUGGGUGGGCACAAGCGGCUGCAUUACAAAGGCAUGAUUGGCGGAGGCAAGAAAAGCAACGGUGGUGCCCCAGGCCAAAGCCAUUGCAGCAACAUUGUUAUAGACUUCGACUUGAACAUGCCGGCGCUUGAAUGUCCCGAGGAUAUGAAUGAAGUUCUUGAUGAUCAGCCGCUUGAAUGUGACGAGGAUAUUGAUGAUCAGCCUUCGUGUGACGAGGCUAUUGAUUAUCAGCGUUCGUGUGACGAGGAUAUGGAUGAAGUUCUUGAUGAUCACCCUUCGUGUGAAAAGGAUAUUGAUGAAGUUCUUGUCGAUCAGCCUUCGGAAGAAACUUGA